Messenger RNA from Cloeon dipterum, 704 nucleotides. Its product is annotated as immunoglobulin domain-containing protein oig-4-like. The record is from RefSeq and is a predicted model, not a curated record. NCBI's taxonomy places the organism in Eukaryota, Metazoa, Arthropoda, Insecta, Ephemeroptera, Baetidae. The transcript has 3 exons. Bases 87 to 578 code for a protein of 163 amino acids.
AUUUAGAGAAAAGGGGCCCAAUCGACGGGCAGAGAGAGCUGCGUAGCUUUAUCGCUUUCAUCGCGCGUGCUGACAACAGACAACAAAUGCGAAAAUUGCUGCUGCUGCUGAUAGUGGUGGCCGCGUACCUGGCGGUGGUCAAUGAGGCGGCCAGGGGAGGCGGCGGCAGGGGCAAGGGCGGCGGCCGCGGACGACAUGGAAUGGGCUCGCGGAUGCCCAUCAUGAUCCAUCGCAACUCGGAAAAUAAUAACUACUACAACCACAAUGACUCGGCGCAGAUUGUGAAGUCAUCCCAUUUCGAGUUGGACUACAUGCUUGGGCGAAAAAUCACCUUUUUCUGCAUGGCCAAGGGACUUCCGCGGCCCCACAUAACGUGGUUCAAAGAUGGAAUCGAGUUGUACGCACACAAAUUUUUCCAGGUGCACGAGUGGCCGAUAGGCGAGGAGAUUAUCAAGUCCAAGAUGGAAAUCGACCCGACGACGCAGAAAGACGCGGGAUACUAUGAGUGCCAAGCAGACAAUCAGUACGCUAUUGACCGCAGGGGUUUCAGGACGGACUACGUCAUUUACAACAGUUAACUUUUACAUCACUAAACUUGCAUGCUUUAGGGUUUAGAUCAAAUAAAUUUGUACUAAUCUAGACGCGAUGUUUUGCUGUAGUUAUUUUAUAAAUAAAGAUUGAAAGUUUUAAGUUUUAUGAAAAAA